AUCCUCUCUGGCACUAUGGUACUUAAAACCCUUAGCAAUAUAAGAACUUGCACCAUCUCCUCUUAGAAAGAUACAAAUACAGGAUAUCAAAUCCACUCUUCUAGCAUUUUCAGUACCUUCGAAUUUUAACAGUUACUUUCGAAAAAUUCAUUAAAAUUUCAUAUAUAUAUUGAAAAACAUGCAAUGGUUCUAAGGCGUGCUUCCUUUUUAGGAGUAGGUGAGAAGUCUAUAUGGCCAUAAGAGGCGAUGUUAUAUAUGCCUAGACUUUUCAUUCUUCUUCGGUUAUAAACCAGAAAAGCUAGAUAGAGGCAAAACACAAAGAGGGUAUAGUAGGAGAUGUUUUUUUGUCUCUAACUUUAAGUGGGCGAAGAGAAGUUCAUUCAUCAUCAAUCAAUACAGAAUUCAUAGCUAUAGUAAUUUAAGAUGACUUCUUCAAAUAGGCACUGGCCUAGUAUGUUCAAAUCAAAGCCCACCUACACCGCUCAUCAGGACCACCAUGGCUCGAACCAUGUUGUCACUUCUGCUCCCCACAGAUCAUCUCCUCACACUUAUGGAUGUGACGAAAGGACCCCGGAACCAAAGCCUAGAUGGAAUCCUAAACCCGAGCAAAUUCAGAUCCUUGAAUCCAUUUUCAACUCAGGAAUGAUAAACCCACCGAGAGAUGAAAUUAAAAAAAUCCGAGCUCGACUGCAAGAGUAUGGCCAAGUCGGCGACGCCAACGUCUUCUACUGGUUCCAGAACAGGAAAUCUAGAAGCAAAAUCAAGACCCGCCGCCUCCAAAAAUCACAAAGUCGCCAAGCUCAGCCUGUCUCUCCGGCUGCCACCAAGGCAGCAACCACCUCUUCAUCGUCCUACUCAGACAAUUCCUCAUCCAAGUCAACCGAGUUCCUUUUGCACUCCUAUUUAGGUGGUGGUGGGGGGGCUGGUUCCCACCACCAACACCAUGGACAAUUCUUUCAGGAAUCGUUCUCUUUCCCUGUGGUGCAACAAGAAUCUCUGGCACCUACGACUGCGAGUUGCACACAAGAUUUCUUCUUUCCCGAUGUGAGCACGAUGAUUAAUCAGGAAAAUCGUCCAAUGAAUAAUAAUGACCACACGGUUUUGAGUAGCACUAGCAUGUCGUUUACUGAUUUGAUGAUGAAUCCUCAAUAUGGAAUCCCAAAUAAGCAUUCUAAAGGCAACGAGGUUGAAGAAGAGGAUAUUAUCAAAACGUUAACUCAUAACACACCAUCGCCACCAACGACAGCUUCUACUUGCAUAACACCACCACCACCACCUGCAGUUCCUACUGCACUUGUCCCUCCCGCUCCUACUUCAAGUAUUAUUCCAUUAACGAUAAAUGAUGUUGAAGGUGAUGAGGGAGUUGGAAUGGGGAAGAAGUUAGUAGUGUUUAUCAACGAUGUGCCUUUUGAGGUGGCGUUUGGACCCUUUAAUGUCAAGGAGGCGUUUGGGAGUGAUGUGGUGCUCAUAGACUCCACUGGACAUACUGUGGUGACGAACGAUUGGGGGGUCACUACACAGUCUCUCCAGCAUGGUGCCUUUUAUUACCUCGUGCGUCUACACACAACUGAUCAUGCUGGCGUACGUUAUUGAUUUGAUCUAGAAGUAAAAUGAAGUAUAAUUUAAGGACUCUCUCCCUCCCUCUCCGUCAGCAGGGUUAUCGGAGCUAGUCAACUUUUAGAUAAGCUGGAUUAUAUGUAAGGGUGUUACGUAUAUUUUAUGCAUCUAGCAAGAAUC
Messenger RNA from Lactuca saligna, 1737 nucleotides. NCBI's taxonomy places the organism in Eukaryota, Viridiplantae, Streptophyta, Magnoliopsida, Asterales, Asteraceae. The record is from the annotation of a GenBank genome assembly.